UUGGGCGUAGUAGCGGAAAGAUGGCAGCUGAAACAGGCAGAUACAGGAGCGCUGUCUCCAAAAGCAAAGACCCCUCCGGUUUACUUAUAUCUGUAAUAAGGACACUGUCCAGCAGUGAUGAUGUGCAAGACAGAGAGACAGAGAAGGGUCGUCUGGAGGAGGCAUACGAGAAGUGUGACCAUGAUCUGGAUGAGCUGAUUGUUCAGCACUACACAGAACUCACCACAGCCAUUCGCACCUACCAGAGCAUCACGGAGAGAAUCACAAGCUCUCGCAACAAGAUUAAACAGGUUAAAGAGAACCUGUUGUCCUGUAAGAUGCUCCUCCACUGUAAACGGGAUGAACUGAGGAAGCUCUGGAUCGAGGGAGUAGAGCACAAACAUGUUCUCAGCCUGCUGGACGAGAUCGAGAACAUCAAACAGGUGCCUCAGAAGCUUGAGGCGUCCAUGGCCAGCAAGCACUACCUGUAUGCAACAGAUAUGCUGGUGUCAGCAGUGGAUUCUUUGGAAGGACCUCUGCUGCAGGUGGAGGGUCUCGGUGACUUGCGGCUGGAACUCCACAGCAAAAAGCUCAACAUCCACCUAGUGCUGAUUGACGAACUCCAUCGCCACCUCUACAUCAAGUCCACCAGCCGCGUGGGUCACCGCGGCAAAGACAAGGAGAAGGGGCGGUCUGCUUCGAAGGACACGUCUGUUUUGGAUGUCAGCGGUUUGUCGACUCCGCGCAAGCUUACAGAAGCCUCACAGUUCAUCACCCCUGGAACUACCAGCAUGCGUGAGCUACACGAAAUGAGAGAAGACUUGGAUGUGGACCCAGAAGAGAAUAGUGCUGAGUUCAUGGGGAUCUUGAUCAAAGCUCUGGCCAAACUCAGGAAGAUCCCUGAGACCAUUAAAGCCAUCAUGGAACGUCUAGAGCCUGAGCUGAAGCAGAUCCUCAAGAGAUCCACCACUCAGAUUGCUGACCAUGCCUACCAGAGAGGAGAGAACCUGGCACAGGACAACCAGCCCAGACUGUUGCUGGAACUACUGGAGCUGUUGUUUGAUAAGUUAAAUGCUGUGGCCCAGGCUCACAGCGUGGUUCUGAGUCACCUGCAGCAGAUUGUGGUCUCUCCCAAAGGAGUCCAGGAAGGGAUCAAACUCUAUGAGCAGGCAGAUGUUUAUGCCAAGAUCCAAACUGUUCUACAGGUGCUUUUAAUGGAUUACCUGGAUGUCAAAAACACACGUAGUGCUGCAGAACCUUCCGCCCAGCUCUCCUACGCCAGCACUGGUGGAGACUUCGGAGCAUUCUUCGCUAAGAAGAAACCUCAACGACCCAAACAGUCUCUGUUCAAGUUUGAGUCUUCCUCCCACGCCAUUAGCAUGAGCGCAUACCUGCGAGAGCAACGUCGGGAACUCUACAGCAAAAGCGGGGAGCUGCAAGGUGGAGCUGAUGAUAACCUGAUUGAGGGGGGAGAGACUAAGUUCCUGUGUAAACCGGGAGCCAGAAACAUCACUGUCAUCUUUCAGCCUUUGCUUAGGUUCAUUCAGGAAAUUGAAUCACUUAUGGGUCCAGCUCAGGCGAAACAGUGUCAGCUACGAACCUUCCUCACCUACUACAUCAAUGACCUGUUCCUCAGUCAGGUCCGCACCGAGACCAAUAAGGAUAUUGAGGCCGUGACUAAAGUAUCUGACCCACUCAAGAUCCUUGCGAGUGCUGACACCAUGAAAAACCUGGGGGUUCAAAGACCUCUUUUACAGAGUACUGUGAUUGUAGAGAAGUCCAUUCAGGAUCUAAUGAGUCUGAUGCAGGAUCUCAGUGCCUACUCCAACCAGUUCCUGGAGAUGGUCUGUGACAAACUCAAGGAGUACAAGGAGAUCUGCAAUGCUGCUUACAGGGCCAUUGUUCAGUGUGAAGAGAAGCUCACCAUCAGUGCGUCCUGGGCAAAAGAUGAAGACAUUAGCCGCCUGAUACAGUCUCUGCCCAACUGGGCCAGCAUGACUCAACCCAGACAGCUCCGACAGAAGAGAGAAGAGGAGGAGGACUUCACACGUGCAGCGUUUGCUAAGGAAUCAGAGGUUCUGACUGGGAAUCUUGGUGAUAAGUUGAUUCCUCAGAAUGAGAUUCUGCGGGAUGUGAGUGAUCUGAAAGCUUUAGCUAACCUGCAGGAGAGUAUGGAGUGGCUCGCCACCCGCCUCAGAGGGUUCUUCAGCAACUUGCCCCAGAGCUCCAGUGUUUCCCCAGGCUCUGAUGCCCAUGUGAACAGUGAGAGUAUACGCAGUCGAGAGCAGAUCCUCCAGACAUUGACUGACCUCUCCAGAUCCUUCCAGGACAUUGCCGACCGAUGCCUGCUAGUGCUGCAUCUGGAGGUCAGGGUCCACUGUUUCCAUUAUCUGAUCCCUUUGGCUAAACAAGGCAACUACGCCAUCGUGGCCAAUGCAGCCAGCAUGGACUACGACCCCCUGGUGGUGAAGCUGAAUAAAGACAUCAGUGCCAUAGAGGAAGUGAUGGGAGCUGCCCUGCAGCAGCACAAGUUCCAAUAUAUUUUUGAGGGCCUGGGUCAUCUGAUCUCUUGUAUUCUGAUAAACGGGGCUCAGUACUUCAAGCGCAUCAGUGAGUCUGGCAUCAAAAAGAUGUGCAGAAAUAUCUUUGUGCUCCAGCAGAACCUCACCAACAUCACCAUGUCACGUGAGGCUGAUCUGGACUUUGCCAGGCAGUACUAUGAGAUGCUAUAUAAUACCGCUGAUGAGCUGCUCAACCUGGUGGUUGAUCAAGGGGUGCGUUACACAGAGCUGGAGUACAUCAACGCUUUGAGCCUCCUCCACCGCAGCCAGACAGGCGUGGGAGACCUGACCGUGCAAAACAUGAGGCUACAGCGCCUCAAAGAGAUCAUAUGCGAACAGGCUGCCAUUAAACAGGCUACAAAGGACAAAAAGAUCACCACAGUCUAGAGACACUCAUACUCAAAAAAUGUUGUGUGUCUGCUUAAGGUAUAGUUCACACAAAAAUAAAAGUUCUGUCAUCAUUUACUCAACCAAGGCUAGUUUAGUUCUUCUGUAAAACACAAAAGGAGAUGUGUUUAUGUCAAUCUCAGUCACCAUUCACUUUCAUUGCAUAUUUUUUCCAUACUAUGACAUUGAAUAGAGACUUAAUGAAGUUUUUUUUUUUUUUAGGGUGAACUAUCCCUUUACUUCCAUUCGCUACUGUCAUUAGCCUUCAGUCGUGUCACACAUUUAAGCAAACAUUAUAGUGGUCAUGAUCAAAGAGCUUUGUAGAUUUGUGUUUCAUUUAUGGGGUUUUUUGUUUAGUUGCUUGCUUUAUUUUUUAUAUGGUUUGUAAAAUACAGUUCAGACCAGUGCUUUGCACACAAACACACACAUAGACACGUACACACACACACACACACUCACAGAAGGAACUUCCUCAUGAAUGAAUCCCUUAUACCUUGUCUGGUUAGACCACACCUGUCAAAGUGCGAGGAAGGAUUCUCUCGCUGUGGCUUGGGGACAUUUUCGUCUCAUUUUCUUUCUUUAUCAAACCACUGCUCACAAUCAUAGAAUCUUCCUGCAUGCUGUCUCCCUAAAUGGCCUGCAGCCUUUGCCUGGAAUAACAGGUGCUAGAGUACCAAACUUUUUAUCAGGCAAAACAUUGAUUUGUUCUGCUUUCUUAGGAGAGGAAAUAGGAAUUCCUAAUCUCAUUUAGCAUUUCUUAAAUUUUUCCUCCACUACUGUGUAUUAUGCCAUUCAUAGUCAAGGUUUUGCUAUGUUUCAGGUAAAAUGUUUUGUGUUUACACCAUCAUUAUGACACUAUAACAUGGAUCUGUGGAUUCCUUUGGUGUUUGAACAGGAAGAGGGAGUGUCUAAUGUCUAUGUGCCCUCCGACUGCUACCCAUAAACUCCAAUUAGGGUGGAUAUUUUAAGUGAAAUGUUUAUCUUGCUCAUGUCCCCUCGUUUAUACUGACAAAAAAGCUGCAAAUCAAUCAUACUCUCUGUCCUCUGCUGUUUUUGGCUUAUUAGCUAUGAAGAAUAUUACUCAACGAGAGAGAUGGAGAAAAAGCACCGUCGAUACAGAGCACAGGUGUAAGGCAGAAAGCCACCAGAGCAAUCCAUCAUAAUGACUCAUCUCCUCAAAUCAAUAUUUGCCACUAGGUUGCCAAAGAGAGGAUAACAGCGAUGACAGUAUGUGUGGUGUGAUUGUAUUGUAUGAAUGCUGAAGACUUGUCACAGGAAUGGUAAGACAUUAGAAAAGUCAUGUCUGUCUUAUAUGAGUAUGUCUGUAAUAUAUCUUGGAAGAGGAGUCAUAUGGGUCUGAUAUGGGCAAGGACAUAAACUGCAUUGUGUGUGUGUGCCUUUGUGUGUUUGUGUGCCAUUAUUGGGUCCCAAACUGUUGUCUCAAUGAACUGGACUGACUCAAGUGCUCCCGAUAGCUUAAUAGCAAUUACUUAUUGCUUAAGUUUUAAAUUAUAUUAUAUUGCUUAUAAUUAACUGAAUCUGAUGGGGUUUGCACAAUAUGUAAAAUCAACACUAUUUCAUGCCUUGUUUUCUUUCUUUGUGACUUUUUUUUAGUAAUGUAUUUUAUGCUUGAUUUAGUAUCACUUGUAAUGUUCAUGAAAAGGAUGUAUGUGCUUGUAAAUUUCAAUUAAUUGCAUAAAAGUCCUUUAAAAAUCCUCUCACAGCUCUGGACUACUGGAUUUAAACAGAAUUUUGCCAAUGUUAAUGUCAAAAUGAAAUAAACAAAUAUAAUUAAAAAGG
This is a messenger RNA of Myxocyprinus asiaticus (Chinese sucker), 4727 nucleotides long. Its product is annotated as exocyst complex component 4-like. Bases 21 to 2927 code for a protein of 968 amino acids. Gene Ontology annotation, biological process: exocytosis; chemical synaptic transmission; Golgi to plasma membrane transport. Gene Ontology annotation, cellular component: exocyst; growth cone membrane; synapse. Lineage: Eukaryota; Metazoa; Chordata; Actinopteri; Cypriniformes; Catostomidae. The transcript has 18 exons. The record is from RefSeq and is a predicted model, not a curated record.